UUGCCGCCACAGCUUUUUAGAGGAAAACAAGUGAGAGGUCCAAACCAUAAUGUAAACAAUUUUGGGGGUAAAAAAACUAGUUUGCCAACGGUGCCGGUAAACAAAUGACGCACUAGUGAUUCAGAAAAAUCUAGAAAUGGGUAGAAAAUAUGGAACGAUGCAUUCAUUUUGAUGUGUUAAAAGGCGUCUUGUAAAAAUUGUAUGGUAUCUGUAAUCUUGGGAGAUUAAAAUGUAUUGUAAAAUGAUAUUGUAGUGAAACGCUAUUAAGUUCUUAAGUUUUUAGCGAUAUUAUGAGCAUUGAAAAUAAUGUUUGUUAUUAUUACCGACUAAAUAUUGUGUUUAAUCCAAGUUGGUAAUAAAAAUUUAAGUUGGAAUGAGUUAUAAUAAACCUCUAAUAUCUUAUGUAAGAAAACUUUUUUGCCAUGAGCUUGGCUUCUGUGUUUUUAUACCCGUUACUUGUAGAAUUAAGUAAAUACAUAUGUGCUUGAUCAGGAUCACUAGGCGAGUCGAUCUGGCCAUGUCCGUAUGUCUGUACGUCUAUUUGAACGUCGGGAUAUUGGAAACUACAAAAGCUAGAGUGUUAAGAUUUAAAAUGAUGAUUUUGGCGAUGCCACUCUAACAAUGACUUAAAAGUAAUGUCUUAAAUGGAAGUUACUACAUAUAUUCUGUGGGUCAUCUUCUAAUACGGAACAGCGUUUCGAUGAUGAUUUUGUGGACAGCACAUAUGAUCAUGUUGGAUUAUAAUUUCAGUUUAAAUUCCUAAAUUUGUUUGAUCAUGUGACUUCUCUUACAGCCAAUUGCGGGAUGUCACCGGUCUGUAAAUACCCCAUUGUUGUUGCAAUAUAUGUAUCUUGAUAGUAGAAAUAGAUUUCUUUCUAAGCCCAUAAUGAAAGUCGCACGCUCGCCACGAUCUAUAGAUAAAUAUGUAUGUAAGCUUUUCCUAGAUCGUGAGUUACGCCUGGCACACGACAGAUUAUGGACCUCGAUGGAGGUCCCCCCACAAAGUAUACACAGAUCCACAAGCAGAGACCCAGAGUAAAUGCGACCAAUUACGACUUCCUAAAUUCCUCAGCCCGAGAUUCGAUCUUCUGAGAAGAGAAUCAUAUUGCACACUUUCACCGCGAAAAAAAACGAAUUUGUGGCAAACAACAAAGUCAGGGAUUAUGCAUAAAUGAAUGGAGAUGGAUCGGUGUCCGUAUAGGAGUACUGGAUACAUGGGGAUGGAUGGUGCUAAUUGCUGCGGCACUCGGCGGCGGAUGAACCGUUAAAUCGAAACUGGAGCACUGGCCCAAUAACGAUGAUGCACGCGGCCCACGGAUUAGCACCUUUCAACGAGCUACUACGGAUAGAUGUUCUAGAUACCCAAAACCCGCCAUUAGCACCAUCGCAAGGCGGAGUUUUUCUGGAGCAGCACUUGGGACUCUUCGGUUAGUUGUCGAUUAAACUCCGAGCCAACUGGCCGUGCGGUUUGUGCUAGAAAAACGAGGAUUCGGAACAAGUGUAUUCAAGUGCCACGCGGAUAAUGUCAGCCUACGAGGAAAUGUCGGCGAAGACGCCACGGCGUCUUUCACCCAUGUGGUUUCUGGUACUCACCCUACUUCUAUUUGCCACCGCUCUGACGGCCGUGGCAAUGAUCGAAGCUGGACGGGCGCAGAGUAACUCCGGUGGAGAAAGCGAUCUCCUGAUUCUUACACGCAUGUGGAAUCACUUCAAAGACGGCGCCGGAAAUGAUACGGAAAUCGCCACCGUGGAACGCAUUGCCAGGGAGGCCGGAAAUGCAACUAAUCCCAAUCCAAAUAAACCGGAGCAGGGUAGAAACUUCUACGAGGAGCAGCAGGCGGUGGUGGUGAAUGCGCAGAGCAUGGAUCCCGUGAUGGGACAACGUCAGGAUGCCUACGGUCCACCCCAGAGCAGGGAGGACUCCUACGACCAGGAUCCUUACUACGACGUUGCCGAUGACUACGGGCCGGGACGCUAUCCGUAUCCCGAGUCCAGACAGGACUCGGCGGAGGAGGAACACUUUUAUGAUAAGGACGACUCCUCGGCGACUCCAGAUGAGGGCAGGGCGUCGCAGGCACGUCCCUACGACUCAUUCUACGCCCCCUGGUCACAGGGACAGAAGCCAGCUCCAGUAGCUACUCAUCCUGCAGCUGAAGGCAAUAAUAGGAAGCUCCAGGCAGGUCCUAAUAGAUCCCCUUAUCCCGCCUACGAUGAGGUGUACGAUUAUCCCAUGGGCUUCCAGCCGCGACCUCAUCCGGAGACUGAGUUGGCCAAGCAAUCUCAACCCGCCCCCGAUAAUGCAGUGGUCCAAGUACAGAGCGAGUCCACCCUGGUCACCGUGCUGAAGAGUCUCAAACAGAUCUGGGAUCUGUACCAGGCUUUAAUGGGUGCCUGGAACGCGGUGAGCGAACGCCACCAGCAGAGCACCGAGAAGUUCCGCCAGGAGCAGGCGGCGAAGCAGGCCGAGAAGGAUCGGCUGCGCCAGCAACAGCAGAAAACCAGGAUUAACUCCAAGAAGCCUCCACGUAUGGAGGGAAACAAAAAGAACCAGAACAAGAAGCCAACCACAACGACAACCAAGUCAACAACCACGUCCACGACGACAGCUGCUCCAGAUAGCUCUGAGGAGGAGGAGGAGGAGGAAGAGAAGGAGAAGCAGCCACCGAAGAAGAUGGAGAAAGUUGAGACUGUAACGCCAUCGGCUCCAUCCACUAAAGUGGCCGCUCUCAAAGGGGAGAAGGGCAACCUGAGAUCUGUGCGCGGACUUCGACAUAGACGCGAUGCCGAGGCGGAGGAGAAAGCUGAUACGGAUGUGGGCGAGGGUCGCUAUAUCAAGGGCGAUCCCCUCAAGGGUUACUACGAUUUCGUCAUCACAGAGGGAUCCUACAAGUUCUGGGCCGUCUUUCAGGUGGGCACUGCACUGCUGAUUAUCUACUCGACGUUCGCCGCCAUUUACUACUCCAAGGUGAAUCCGCUGACCAGUGACUACGACUACACGGACUAUCUGGGAGGUGUUCGUUCUCUGUCCGGCGGCGAUGCCGAUUUUGUGGACGAUGGCGAUUCAUCGACGCCGCCAGUCUCGACCACCUCCCGCAUCAUGGAGUGGCUGCCACAGACGGCGCACUCCAUUAAGUUCAUCCUAGAUGCCAUCGACAAGGUGCCACUGGAUCAAGACCAGGACAAGGAGCCGGGCUGGUCCGCGGGGAAAACGGAAGCGGCGAGGGGCAUGAGAUAGGGAACUGAAUUCUAUAGGCGAUAUUUGUUAAAGAAAAUAUAAAAA
This is a messenger RNA of Drosophila suzukii, 3280 nucleotides long. RefSeq names its product nucleolar protein 58. The record is from RefSeq and is a predicted model, not a curated record. Lineage: Eukaryota; Metazoa; Arthropoda; Insecta; Diptera; Drosophilidae.